This is a messenger RNA of Oldenlandia corymbosa var. corymbosa, 3121 nucleotides long. NCBI's taxonomy places the organism in Eukaryota, Viridiplantae, Streptophyta, Magnoliopsida, Gentianales, Rubiaceae. The record is from the annotation of a GenBank genome assembly.
GGCUAAACAUCUGCUCGAACCUCGAAAGUUAGACCAGAAAUGUCGAUACAAAAAUUGAUAACAGCACUCUAUAUAGUUUGUCCGUCAAAUUAUAAGCCACAAAUUAAUAAAAAAAAUUAAUUUAUAUUUAUAGGACUAGAAGGAAUAUAUGGUCUGGUUGGCCGCCUACUAUUGCUCAUUAUUCCUGCUACUCAAAUGAUUAAAUUAAAUUACCAUUUAUCAUCGAACCAGUGAUACCUUUCAACUAAAUUUUUUGUUUCAAUAUAGUUUAUCAUAACAAUCAGGUCGUGUUUUAUGUUUACAAAUUGUCGAAAAUUAAAAAUUUUUGUGUUGAGGAGUUUAGCGGGGAAAAGGAUGGAAAAAGGGACUUUAAUUUGGUCUAUCAAUGAACAUCUAGAAAAAGAUUUAAUAAUAAGAAGCAAAUUGAACGAUGUGGGUUGCACUUAAUCAUGUUUAUGAUAUGCUGGCAGGUGAUUGAAUAUGUUUUUUUUUUGGGGGGGCAAAAUAUAAAUGGCAAAGAUAGAGAGAUAGCAGAGAAGACAGGUCAUGGGACAACGGAGACCUUGUCAAAACCAUCAUUCUGAUUCUCUUUCUCGGUCUCUCUCUUCCCCAUGUUUUUCUAACCUUUUUUUUUUUUUUAAUAAUUUGUUUUUGUGAAAUUAAUGAAUGAUCUUAUGGAUAACUAUUGUCCAUUGGAGUUUUCUUACUGCAACCCGCAUUUUGUGAGACUUUUUUUUAAUUUUCUGGUUGAUUUAAAACUCUUGCCUUCCCUUCUUUCCAAAAGGUCCAGCAUUUUUGUUUGUCACUGGUGUAGGCAUUAAGCAAGUAAAACAAGUUCAGACAUUGUACAAACCUUAAAAAUUUGUUUCACUGAGAUCCAAUUAACUUGCAAAUUGUGAUCAUGAGUGACACGAUGUCUGGACCUCUUGAACGACCUUUCAGGCCAAGUAUGGAAAAGAUCGACCUCGAGAACGUUGACGACGAGAGGAAGACCAGGCUUGGGUCUCUCAAGAAGGUGGCAAUCAGUGCUUCCACCAAGUUUAGACACUCCUUGACCAAGAAGAGCAGGAGAAACAGCAGAGUCAUGUCUGUUGUUUUCGAAGAUGAGCAUGAUGCCGAGGAACUCAAGGCUGUUGAUGCCUUGCGUCAGGCACUUAUCCUUGAGGAGUUAUUGCCAGCAAAACACGACGAUUAUCACAUGUUGUUGAGAUUUUUGAAGGCCAGGAAAUUUGACAUUGAGAAAUCAAAGCAGAUGUGGGCUGAUAUGAUUCAGUGGAGGAAGGACUUUGGAGCUGACACCAUCUUUGAGGAAUUUGAGUUCAAGGAAAGGGAUGAAGUCCUGAAGUACUAUCCACAAGGACACCAUGGUGUUGACAAGGAUGGAAGACCCAUCUAUAUCGAAAGACUCGGACAAGUUGAUGCUGUCAAGCUGAUGCAAGUCACAACAUUGGACCGAUAUGUCAAGUACCACGUCCAGGAGUUCGAAAGGACCUUCAUUGAUAAGUUCCCUGCCUGUUCUAUUGCAGCCAAGAAGCACAUUGACCAGAGCACAACCAUCUUGGAUGUCCAAGGAGUUGGACUCAAAAACUUCAACAAGUCUGCCAGGGAACUCAUUCAACGUCUUCAGAAGAUCGAUGGGGACAAUUACCCUGAGACCCUUUGCCGCAUGUACAUCAUCAAUGCUGGCUCUGGAUUUAGGCUCUUGUGGAACACUGUGAAAUCCUUCCUUGACCCAAAGACCACAGCAAAGAUCCAUGUUCUUGGCAACAAGUACCAGAGCAAGCUCCUUGAAAUCAUUGAUGCCAGUGAGCUACCUGAAUUCUUGGGUGGUACAUGCACAUGUGCUGAUAAAGGUGGAUGCAUGCUUUCUGACAAAGGCCCAUGGAAUGACGUUGACAUCAUGAAGAUGGUUCGCAAUGGUGAGCACAAAUGCUCUCAAAAAAUCGUCAUCCCAUGUGAUGAGAAAACCAUCUCUGAGGAUGACAGUGCCACCACUAAGAAGAACAACUCUUUCAAAUCAGAUUCUCCAAGAGUCCAAAAGACACAACAGCUCUCCACUGUUCAAGAGGAAGUAUUUAGCAAGAACUAUCCCAUGGCAGAGCCUGAGAUGUCUAUCCCAAUGGUGGACAAAGUUGUAGAUUGGCCUAGAAUGACCAAAAGUGACGCAUUCGCCCUAUCCAAAUCCAAGCACUAUUUCCCAGUAGAUGAUGCUUGCAAGAACCAUCCUGAUGGGUUUAGCAAUCAUUUAUUCAGUGGUGUGAUGACAUUUGUGAUGGGCAUCGUCACAAUGGUGCGCAUGACACGCAACAUGCCAAGGAAGAUCACAGAUGCAACUUUCUACUCAACUGGUUCUAUGUAUGGCGUUGAAGCCAUGAUCAAAGGCCAGGCUUAUGAGAUCCAAGCACCGGCCAUCUCCAGCGCCGAUUACUUCACCAUGAUGAAGCGCAUGGCGGAACUGGAAGAUAAGAUGAUCAAUCUCACCCAGAAGCCACAAACCAUGCCUCCUGAGAAGGAGGAAAUGCUCAAUAAUGCCUUGAGCAAAGUUGAUACCUUGGAGCAAGAGCUUCAAUCAACCAAGAAGGCUCUUGAGGAUGCACUGGUGAGACAGGAGGAACUCUUGGCCUAUAUUGAGAAGAAGAAGAAGAAGAAGAAGUUCUUUGGCUUCUAAGCGCAGGAAAUCAAUCUAUGUUGAAGCGUGUAUAGGGAAAAAGGCUAGAGCCAAUCUUUUUUUGUCUUUGUGCUCCAUAACAAUGUUCGCAUUGUCAUUUUUUUUCCUUCAUUUCAGAGGCUUUGUAUAUUACCUAUAUAUAUAUAUAAAACCACAUUCUAUAUAUAUAUGCAUAUAUAUAUGAGGAACUCCAUUCCAUGAGAAUGUGUAGUGUUUGCUAUGUGGGAGUUUUGGAGUUUUGUUUUGUUUUCACCAUUUUAUUUUUCUUGACAAAAGAACUGAUGGAGGAACCUCUCCACAAACGUGUGUUUCCCUAUUCAAAUCUGUUUGAAAAUGAUGAAUGAUGGAUUUGGAUUUUUAAUUUUUAUUUUUUUAGUAUUUAGAGUCAUUGACUGCAUUAUUUGAUGUUUAUUUGGAUUUGAUUGUUAAGAUUUGAUUACCAGACCAAAAUAU